Molecule: messenger RNA, 2587 nt
Organism: Argiope bruennichi
Lineage: Eukaryota; Metazoa; Arthropoda; Arachnida; Araneae; Araneidae
Product: nose resistant to fluoxetine protein 6-like
Exons: 15
Coding region: 234-2537 (767 amino acids)
Molecular function (GO): acyltransferase activity, transferring groups other than amino-acyl groups
Source: RefSeq, a predicted model, not a curated record
AAAUAUCGAAAAGAACGACAAUUCGAGGUGUCCAGGCGGAAAGUUAGGUCUUUGACGAGGAAAAGUUCUUCAAGGCCUAUCCUAACUUCAAAACAAUCUAUUCUGAGGAAAAUAUCAGUGGUUUUUAUGAAAUUUGAGGUUUCUUUCCCUGUAGUUCGUGCGUCGAAAUGGUAUUUUAAUUCAUAAGAGAUAUUUUAACCGUGGAAGGCAGGUUGGAUAUUCGUGAAAGAGGCAUGGAUUUCAGGUUAUUAUAUGUCCUUUUUUUGCUGGUGGUGCUUAACGGUAGCGCACGUUCCGAAACAGUUAAUGAUAGUAAUGCGGAUAGAGGAAUAACUGAUGUUGUUGUUGAUGAUGAGGUGACAACAGAAGUUCCGAAACAGACGUAUAAGGAGGCGGAAAAGGAAAUUACAGAAUUCGUCAACUCGCUUUUGAGGCAAAUUUUGCCUCAAGUCAUCGGGGGCUCAGGUAACGCAAAAUUAUCUCCACAAUGCACGGGAGGGAUGAUGAAGAUUUUUGGUUAUGUCCGGCGAAUGAAAGGAUGGACUAUAAAAAUGCUGGACAGCAUGGGCAAGCCCUCUUCUGGCAUUCUAAAGGGGACUGCUUAUUCCAUGGGCAACUACGAUGAAUGUCUUGAUCUUUCUAUCACGAGCAAAGGGGCAGAAACGAGUGAAGCGACAGAAGCGAUGUUCCAUGGGAAGUACUGCAGGGUGAAAAUACGAUUCCCGGAGGUGGUGAUCGAAACAGCUAGGAAAUAUCACCGUGGCCUGAUCAAUGCGUCUGACCUUGGAAAGCUGAAAGACAUAGUCCAAGUGAUUCCAUAUAUCCCUGUGAAAUCAAACUACAUGAACCAUUUUAUUGGCCUUUGUUUUCCUUCAACAUGUACAACAGAUGAUUUGGAACAACUAGUCAAACUCAUUCCAUUUCCAGGUCAAAGUACACUUGAUCGAUGCGAGGUGAAAUCAGAUACAGAAGUCGAUCAUACUCAGUUUAUCAUAAUAUGUGUAUGGCUCCUACUCAUUCUGCUAGUGGUGGUUAGCUCAUUCGUUCAUUGGUUGGUUCAUGGUAAGAAAGAAGAAAAGAAUGUCGAUAAAGAGAGAAAAUGUUUAACCAUUUCUCUGUCUUUCUCGAUAUGCAACAACACUACUCGUCUUAUGAAGAACAUAGAAGACGACACAGAAGGCCUUCUGGCAGGACAAAGUGUCCGGGGAAUCUUCGUAGCCUCGAUUGCAUGGAUUAUUCUUGGACAUACUUACAUAUUUCCUUAUGAAGGAUAUUAUUUUCAAAUGAGUUAUCUUGAUAAUCUAAGGAAGUUUUGGGAUCAAGGCUAUUUCUCAGUUUUUAUGAGCUUCCCAUUAGCUGUAGACGCUCUUUUUGUAUGCUAUGGUUUUCUUAUGACAUACAGUCUGUGGCAACCUGCUUUAAAACCCCGAGAUAUAGAAGUCAAUGUGAUUAGUUUGAUCGUGAAGAACUACUUAAGGCUAUGCAUACCCCUGCUUCUCUUCUUUGGAGUAUUGUUGAUCCUGCCUUUAAUUGCUUCCGGUCCUUUCUGGGGUGAUUUGUUAGGAGCUUCCAUAGAUAAGUGCCGCGAUAAUGCUGCUGCUCACUUUGGAAUGUACAGCAAUUUCCUAGAUUUAGAAGAUCAGUGUUUUCCUCAUUUGUGGUUUGUGUCUUGCUUAGCUCAAUUGACUCUUGUGGGAAUUUUCUUGAGCUUAAUAUUAUCCAGGAGCGUAAAGGUUGGCAUCUUUUUCACCAUGCUGAUAUGCAUUGCCUGUAGUGGAGCCGUUGGUAUUCUAACACUAAAUCACGAAUUCCCACCAGCAUAUGUGGCGUAUUUUACUGAAGAAUCUUCAAGUUUGUUUUGGAAAAUUAACAUGGCUUUGCCUUUGAGUCAUUUUGGGCCAUAUGCUGCUGGAAUGUUGGCUGGUAUUUGGGUUGGCAGAAGAGAACAUCAAAAAUGUAGAAUGUGUUUGGGUGCCAUAGGAUGGAUUGCCUGCCUAGGUAUUUUGUACGCACUGCAUAUCGUUCUGUACAAUUCUCGAGACGGGUCGAUGAGUCCGUACUGGUCGGCAAUAUACGCGGCCAUUCACCGAACAGCUUUUGGAUUGUGUGUCACGUGGGUUAUAAUUGCUUGUUCAUUCAGAAUUGGAGGAUUUGUCAAUGCCAUAUUUUCUUGGAGAGUGUUCGAUCCCCUUUUCAGGUUGAGUUAUUAUGCAUAUAUCUUCCAUUUCCUGGUCAUUUCCUUCCUAGUAAGUGUAGCAAGAGAGCACACAGAAUAUUCUCAUAUAGAAUUGUGUUUGAGAGCUACUUCCUACAUUACGGUCACAUACUUCAUUUCUUACCUCCUUUACCUGGUCUUGGAAAUGCCACUCGGCUCUCUAAGGCUCGCUCUCUGCCCGCAAAGGACAUCUCGAAUCGAAGUGACCCCUUUAAACAAUUUUAGUAGCUUCAAAGGUGAUAUUGUAACAAAGAACACCAUGCUGGAGGGUACUUGUAAGUUGUGGUCUAUUACAGAAACUCAUAACGGUAUAUCUUAUUAAGUGUCAUUUUCAUGUAUUCACUAAAUGUAAAAAUAAAGGUGUCAGUUUUU